AUGAACACCCCAGAAGCCAAGGCAGCAGCUAGGGCUCACCACCAAGACCUUUCGCAACCUGGUUCCACGGUGGUUCUAGAGACCGACGCCAAUGGCGUGGUCCACGUGAAAGUUGUCGAAUGCAGUGAGGAGGAUGCGACACAAGCCGCCCUGAAGCGGCCGGCGACACUGAGUCAGUCGGAGUACAACCUCCUGCAAGCGCUAGACAUUGGCAUUGACCGCCCCCUGACCACGACGCCAUUCCUGACGCUGUAUCGGAGACGCGAACGACAACCUGUCCUUCAGCCGUGGAGUCACCUGAUGAAUGUUCUGGACGAUUCCUACCACGGUGUAUCCGAGCGUCUUCUGGCGCGCGUGGACCAGUGGGCGUUCAACACCUUUGCCCUGGACGCAUGUUCGGGUGGCCGCUCCAUGCCAAUCCUAUGUGUGCACCUGUUCCACGAGUACGGCUUCCUCAGCACCUUCAACCUAGACGCCGUACGCGUCUGGCACUGCUUCAGCCUGAUUGACGCCGGUUACCAUAGCAACAACCCGUAUCACAACUCCGUGCACGCAGCUGACGUCACCCAAGCCAUGCACUGUUUCCUCUUAGAAGACAAGAUCCGUGAGCACAUGACCCCUGUGGAGGCGAUGGCAUCGCUGAUCGCGGCCGUCACUCAUGAUCUUGACCACCCGGGGGUCAAUCAACCGUUCCUUAUCGCUACCUCCAAUCACCUGGCUGCACUAUAUAAUAAUUUCUCGGUGCUAGAGAACCAUCAUUGGCGUUCUGCCGUGUCCUGCCUGCGUCAGUCUGGGAUUUUCGAUCACCUGGCCACUUCUGUAUGGGAUGAAAUUGAAGAACAAAUUCGAAGCCUCAUCCUGGCAACGGACAUCACUCGGCAGCAGGAGUUCCUGUCCAGGUUCAAGCGAUACUUGGAGAACAACGUGCUCGACAUGGCAGACAAGGAAUACCGUCACUUCAUUCUCCAGAUUGCUCUGAAGUGCGCCGACUUGGGAAACCCCUGCCGUCCCUGGGAUAUCAGCCACCGGUGGAGCCUGCAAGUCUGCAAAGAGUUCUACAGGCAAGGUGACUUUGAGAAACGGCUGAACAUCCCAGUCACUCCAAUCUGUGAUAGAGAAAGGACUACGGUAGCUAAGAUACAAGCUGACUUCUUCAAGUACGUGGUGAGCCCGCUGUUUGAGAUCUGGGACCAGUUCUUGGACACACCUCUGUCUCACGAGCUGCUGCGCAACCUGUGGCUCAACCACGUCCAGUGGGAGAAGAAAGUGGCUGCGGCUGAUGACUCGACCGCGUCGGCGUCUUUUGAGACGGACCUCAACGCUCCGCUUGCUUCGGAGGAGGAUGAGGGCGACCUGCUAGACUUUGACGACGAAGACGAUGAAGAGCUGCCGCCGCUGCUGCGGCGCCGCAGUGCCACGGUGGCCCGCUACUCCUGGAUGGAAGAGACGUUGGGGUCGAGUGCUUGGGGACGACGACACAGUAUGCCACUCAGCGUACCCAAGCUGCCAUCGCGGACCGUCAUCCGGCGUCGAAGGCAGUCGCUGCCCCUCGCGGUGGCCAAGGGUGUCACCGCGGCAGCAACGGGAGGCCUGCAACCGCCGGAGGAGAGGCCUUCGUCGCCGGCCUUGUCGGCCGAGAACUUGCAGCCGACGACGAGCCUGCUGUCGCUGUCCAGCACCCACGAGGGGGCGCCUAUCAGCACAGUGCUCCAGAGGGUGUCUCGAGAGAAUGAGCGUCGCUUCCUCGUGCACCAGCCCAUCUCGUACCCUCCAUACCGACGCACCUCGGAGCCAUUCGUGUCGACUCCCUCGAAGAGGGCCUUCCCACGACGCUCCGAGUCUGUGUUUGCCUUCUCAUCCUCCAUGGAGGUCGAGCUGGGCGAUGGAGAGGACAAGGAAGCUGAAAGUGGUGACGAGAGCAAGGAGACGACGGUGAAGACGAAAGAACAGGCGACAGCAGGAGGACAGGACGGCGAUGACAAGACUGUUUCAGAACAAGACGAACAGGGAGACAACGAAGCAGUCACUGCGGAAGAAAAGCACGCUCAAGAAGGUGACACGCCGAACUGGGCAGGAGGAGACUCCUCAGGCUCGAAGACUUGCGAAAAUGGUUGCGGAACGCCUUCACCACCGCCAUCUGGCGUGACGUCACCCGCAGGCAAUGAAGUCGUGACAGGAGCGAACACUGGUAGUGCUGACGGUCGUCGUGAUGGUGGAUCGCGAUCUUCCACAGCCAUGGUUCGAGAACGCGGAGAGGGCGACUUGACGUUGGGGAGUUCGCGGGCGAAGCCGCCUGCUCAAACGAAGCGAUCUCGCCUGCAUUGUACUCCGGCGCAACUUGCUAACAGGACGCGCGGUGUAGCACUGCAACUGUGCUUUCAAUCACGUAGAAUAAUAGAACACAACUUUAUUCAGCUGUAUCUGGGUGAAUAUGCGACGUUCACGAUCGAGCCUCCACCGAGAGAGGGCCCAUCUGUCAGCCGAAAGUCCAAAGGCCUGGAAGCGACCACAUCGCUGGACGACAAUGAGGAUGUGCCGAUGCCGUCGUGGUCACAUCGCUUCAGCUUGAUCAAUGAGCGAGAAGCGCACCAGAUCGAGUUUGACCAUCCACCCGAGGCCUCGUGGAGAAACUGCGCAAGGAACAACCGGAGGAGUUCGGCACCGACGUCACUGGGCCUGGAACGACAGGUGUCCUUCCUGGAUGACCCCGCAAGUGUGACCGGAAGUGCUCUUCCAGCUUGCAGCUUGGUCGGUGCACUGCGGCGCCGCUCUUCCAUGCCCGCGAGCUCAUUCCGGCGCCACAGCAUCGGCUUCCUGGAGCCCGUGGCCCCGUCGUCCGAGUCCGAGGACGGCGGCGGGUCGUGCGCCACCUCCACGGCGUGCAGCACGCGCCGCGGAAGCUGCGCUCCCCCGCCCCCACACCAGCAUCAUCCACGCAGGCACUCCAGCAUCAGCUCGAGGGACGAGGACGAGACACGCGACCUGUUUCUGCCUUUCGUCCCGGCGCCAGCUGCUGCGUCGCCUGGGUCGCUCAGACGACGUCGGGGGUCUCUGCCAGCUGACGUGCCCCUGCCGCUCAUGGUGUGCACUGCGGAGAAGCCGCAGCAGCAGGGCAGUCGAAGGGUGGUCUCGAGAACCGGAGGUGCCAGCGACGCGUUGGAUACCACGAGAAGGCGUGGCUCCACGGGCGAGAUACUGAGUGCCCUCAUCGGUCCCUAUGGGGCACUGCACGCGUUGCAGAACCUUCCUCGGCGGGGCUCGGGUGGUGGUCUGGAACUGCUGAGUGGCCUGUGGCGUUCGCGUACCCUGCUUGGCUCGGACUGGUCGCCUAGUGGCGCGCCGCCACAGCCGGUGUCGGUGGCCGGUCGCUUCAAGCUUCAGAGGCAGGCCUGCUCCCUCGAGUCGACCAGCGUCCAGUCGACGUGCUCGUCGGCUGCGGGCAGCAUAUUCAGCAGCCAACGUAGGGGCUCCUUCCCGCAGGAGUUCUCUCUCUUCUCGUUUAGUUCAGGAGAGCUCUACUGCUGUGACGAUGGUGGCGGAGGUGACUAAAGCCUCGUCGCACCAAUCCUUUCAUGAGGAAUGAAAAGAGACAGCCAAGCUAAUUCACGGGGCAAAAACAACCUUCACAGCCAGCACCUUUUACAAAAGAGUCAUCCGCAUCACGUAGGAACACGAAACAAAAAAAAAAAAAACAAUAUACAUAAACAGUGUAUAUACAUAUAUAUAUGACUAUACACAUGCAUGAGCAGCAACACACUGCCGAACAAUGAAAAAUCUUAUUCGAAAGGGCGCCACAUCUUUGGCGUGCUGUCACGUGGCAGUACAAAAACUAUGCAAGCGCGGGAACAACGCCUGUCUCCGCCACUGCCGCCGCCAAGCCAAGCGACUAGCCAAGUCAAGUGACUAGCCAAGUCUUCUCCGAAGACGCAUUCUUUCCACGAGAGGGAUUUCACUGCAACCAAUCAACCAAGCCCAGUUAAUUGUUCUACUGCUUCUGUGUGUGUUGUUCGGAUCGUCGCCGGUGGCCAGCUCGGAACAGUGCGUGGAAUAGCUGUCGUGUUGAGUGUGCAGCCCACUCGCGGCGUGCGAAGUCGCCGCAUGCCGUGGUCCGACCCCCAACUGGUUGUCCUGAACCCGUAGCACUGACUACUAAAUGUGGGGCGUGCAGUGGUCUGUGUUCUAAUUUCCUUCGUGUUUUUGUUUGUGACACCAUAUCAGACAAGAGACUGGAGUUGACUGUCUUAAUGCCCCGGUAAUUUGUGUUUUUAAUUCCUUUCGCCCUUUGAGAUUGUUCACAUCCUCCUUACAGCGUGUGUUUGCACGUCUUCCUUCCUCUUAAAUCUAGAGUGUGUGGCGAGUGUGAUGUCCAGUUUUAACACGUGUUUGGUGUGAUUGAAAAGUGAUCGUCAGCAUGACGUGUCGUGUGACCUGAUUUAAUUUUUUUUCUUUGAUUAAGAUCAACAGGGUGUGCCCAUGUGCUAGAGAUGGGAUGAUUGUUAACUGCACGCAGUUAUCGCAAAAUAUUUUCUUUUCUGCUUCUUAGAAUGCGGUGGUUGUCGUGCUCGAGAGGAAACGCUACCAAUGCAGAUUUUUAUGCGCGGAGCGAUCCUGCGUGUUCCCUGUGGGUUUUUCGUUUCACAAUGCACAUCGCAAUUAUUCGAGCACGGGGGUCACGUAAGUUUAGGAACACAAGUUACCCUCGCACUUUUACUUUAGAGGAAUAAGCACAUCUAGCCUUAGUCAUCGAUCAUCAGUGAUGUUCGUUCGUUGUUGCCGUCAUUCAUGAUUUGUGUAGAGAUGAGUACCUGAGCAUCAGCCAUCAAAUUUAAAGCUUUGUGCUUCUUUCGCAUUUCAAUGAAAGUGCAUUGUGUGAUGGGGUCUUUAUUAGGCUGAUCAAAGCGAGUCCUCAAUCACACUCCACAAAGAAAAACACGUAAGAAACACUCGAGCAAAUUCGCAGGAUGGUAUGCUCGAGUCAUCCACGAGUUCCUGUUUUUUGUGUUAUGGAGGAGCGAGCUACAAAAUCUGAAACAGGGCUCUAGGAUGAUCACUAAGUUAAUUGAAGGGGCAAUCUGAAGGUCGUGAUUCUUGGGUGGCUAAAGCUGGAAAAAAAUUUCCUAGUAGUAUUGUCGAUCCUUCAUGGCUAACACAUUUGACACUGUGCCGCAUCUCUUCUGGAUUCAAGUACAUUACAUUGAAUUUCUCCCGAUUGCUCAAAGUCCAACACAUGAGGACUGAAAAGCUCUGGAAACUGGUCCAGUGUGUUUCGUAAUAUCAUUAUAUUCAAGUUCUUUUUUUUGAGUGUUUGUGUGUUUUGAGUUUGUUUGUCACCUUGUGGUUUAAUUAUUGCCUUUCGUUCUUCACCACUGUUUUCACAUUGUGUUCACUUAAUUUGGUGCAUUUUUAUGUUAUGACAUGUGUUCUUUUUCUGAGUAAUAUCGGAUGCCCGAAGCAGCUCCUCUGUAGAAGGUAUGGGUUAACGGGUCACGGAAACUUUGUCCGCAAGCUUUCCUGCAGAAUUUCCAAGUUUAUUUAAAACUUUUAAGCUGCCAAUGAUGCUCCUACGACUAUCGGUGUCAUUUCAGUGGGAGGAAAUCUGCGAGCACAAAAGGUCACUUGUAGAAGAUGCAUAUAUGCCUUCGUACUUCAGAUGAAAAGGCCAAUCAUGCAAAAAAUGUGUCACUGAAACACAUGCCUCAAAUAUGGCUGUUUUGUUCACAUGAACAACGGUUUCUCUUUUUUAGGUGAAAAGGCCGAUGAUUUGUCAAAUGCCUAAUUAGGUCUGUAACGUGUAAAAAUGUACUACCCUUGGGCUCAGAUGACCAAUGCUUUCUCUGUUAACCUACCGUUGGUCAUUUCUGUGCAAAAAACGCAACACGUGAUUCUCUCAGAAGUACAGAGUUGUAGGAAUAGAACAAUAGACUUAGCAGGUAAUUUGUAUGAACCAGAGUUAACCGAGUGCCAUAGACACUGUUCUGAAAAAUGCAAGUCACUGGGAGUUAGUCUCUUGCUGGGCUACUUGUGCAUGAAGCUUUCCUUAUGACCUGUCAAAUGUCUUGAGAUUUCAUUAAAUGCAAAAACCUACCUCUUUAGAGAACAAA
Messenger RNA from Rhipicephalus microplus (southern cattle tick), 6101 nucleotides. RefSeq lists its product as uncharacterized. The record is from RefSeq and is a predicted model, not a curated record. NCBI's taxonomy places the organism in Eukaryota, Metazoa, Arthropoda, Arachnida, Ixodida, Ixodidae. Gene Ontology annotation, biological process: signal transduction. Gene Ontology annotation, molecular function: 3',5'-cyclic-nucleotide phosphodiesterase activity.